CGCGGCGCGGCGCGGGCGGCGCCGCUGCGCUAUGCGCGGGCGGCCAUGCGAUGGCGGUCGGUGGUGCUGGGGCUGCUGCUGCUGCGGCUCGGGCUGCAGGCGCUGCUGGCGCUGCUGCCCGCGCUGGCCCGCGGGCUCUGCCUGCACCCGCGCCUGCCCUGCCCCGGCCCGCGGCCGCCCGCGCUGCCCGGCCCGCCCGCGGGCGCUGCGGGGCGCGGGGCCCGGCUGUGGGGCGCGGCGGCGGGCGGCGAUGAGUACGAGCGGCGCUACAGCGGCGCCUUCCCGCCGCAGCUGCGGGCGCGGCUGCGGGACGCGGCCCGGGGCAUGUUCGUGUUCGGCUACGACAGCUACAUGGAGCACGCCUUCCCCCGCGACGAGCUCGACCCGCUGCACUGCCGCGGCCGCGGGCCCGACCGCCGCGACCCCUCCAACCUGAACAUCAACGAUGUGCUGGGGAACUACUCCCUGACGCUGAUCGACGCGCUGGACACGCUGGCGGUAAUGGGAAACUCCUCAGAGUUCCAGAAGGCAGUGAAGUUGGUGAUUGACACAGUUUCAUUUGACAAAGACUCCACAGUCCAAGUGUUUGAGGCAACAAUCAGGGUUUUGGGAAGCCUGCUGUCUGCCCACAUCAUAAUCACAGACACCAAGCAGCCCUUUGGUGACAUGACCAUUAAGGAUUAUGACAAUGAGCUGCUGCACCUGGCUCAUGACCUGGCAGUGAGGCUGCUGCCAGCCUUCGAGAACACCAAAACUGGCAUCCCCUACCCUCGGGUGAACCUGAAGAAGGGGGUCCCUCCAGACAGCCACAACGAGACCUGCACAGCAGGAGCUGGCUCCCUGCUGGUGGAGUUUGGCAUCCUCAGCAGGCUGCUUGGCGAUUCCACCUUCGAGUGGGUGGCCAGGAGAGCUGUGAAGGCCCUGUGGAGCCUCAGGAGCAACAACACCGGACUGCUGGGAAAUGUUGUGAAUAUCCAGACUGGUCACUGGGUUGGAAAGCAGAGUGGGCUGGGAGCAGGGUCAGAUUCGUUCUAUGAGUACCUGCUCAAGUCCUACAUCCUCUUUGGGGAAAAGGAGGACCUGGAGAUGUUCAACACUGCCUACCAGAACAUCCAGAACCACUUGAGGAGAGGGCGGGAGGCCUGCAAUGAGGGAGAGGGUGACCCUCCCCUGUACGUCAACGUGAACAUGUACACAGGCCAGCUGAUGAACACCUGGAUUGACUCUCUGCAGGCCUUCUUCCCUGGGCUGCAGGUGUUGAUAGGAGAUGUGGAAGAUGCCAUUUGUCUCCAUGCCUUCUACUACGCCAUCUGGAAACGCUACGGGGCCCUCCCAGAGAGGUACAACUGGCAGCUGCAGGCCCCAGACGUGCCCUUCUACCCACUGAGGCCCGAGCUGGUGGAGUCCACAUACCUUCUCUAUCAGGCCACAAAGAACCCGUUUUACCUUCAUGUGGGAAUGGAUAUUCUGCAGAGUUUGGAAAAAUAUACAAAAGCAAAGUGUGGCUACGCCACGUUGCACCACGUGGUGGAGAAGACCAAGGAGGAUCGCAUGGAGAGCUUUUUUCUCAGUGAGACCUGCAAAUAUCUGUACCUGCUGUUUGAUGAGGAGAAUCCCGUGCACAGAUCUGGGAAUAAGUUCAUGUUCACCACUGAGGGCCACGUGGUGUCCGUGGACGGGCGUUUCCGGAGCUCUCUGUGGGAGGACAUCGGGGACGAGGGCAGCGCCCACCGCGCCAAAGGCCCCGAGCUCAGGGCAGCCAACGUCAGCUCCAACUGUAACAGAGUCCCUGAUGAGAGGAGGUAUCUGCUGCCCCUGAAGAGCAACUACAUGAGACAGAUCGACAGAAUGGUGGGACUGAUCUGAGGGACCCUGCAGGGAAACCUCCGAGGAGCUGGGGAUUCCUCUGCAGACAUUCCUGCCCUCAGCUGCUCCUUGCACGGGCUGAGACCUCAGGUGUCCCCUCAGGUGUCCCCUGUGGUCAGCCAGGACACAAAGGAGAUGGAGCUGAGGCCUCUGAGCUGGGGUAACCUCCUCAGCCACUGAACAGAGCUCCUGUUCCAAGACUUCCAUGAAAAAUGUUGCAAAUGAAGGCCGAAUAUAUUUCAAAGGAAAAAGAAGGCAAAUUGGCCUGUGCCACUUAGCUACCUCUUUGUAGCUGUGUUACAAAUGUCCCUCUAGAGCAGGGUCUGGUAUUUAAUCUGAAAUGAUCUCGGGGCUUGGGGAAGGAGUGGGGAAGUGCAAUUUUUUACACCAAGUUGAAUUAUUGAAUUUUUCUGACUAGCAAUACACAACCUUAAGGUCUGCUCAGGUAGGAACCCACUGGGUUUGCUAAAACAAAACUGCUCUGUGUGCUCUUGGAAAGAAACUCGUGGUGGGGUAAGAGCUGUUGGUAGAGCCACCCCUCAUACUGACAGCUGAUAGAACUGCAGGGCUGUGAGCCUGUAGCUGCAGAAAGCAGUGAUCAAACCAAUCCAGGUGCCUUUGUGGAAGGGAAGGGGGAAUUGCAAAGCCACUCAGGCAGAAGUUCCCAAAGUUUCCUUGUUUGCCAUGUUUUAGUGCCUUUUCAGGAGAGAUGCUGCUAAGAACUGGUGUCACAGUACAUGAAGAACAAACUAUUUCACAUUCCUGACAGGAUUCAUGUGUUAGUGCCUUAAGUUCUCCUCACUAGCAGGGAAAACUGAGCUUCCUUGGGAAGAUGGAAGAGUAUUUCUGAUGAGCUGGUUGCAAAAUACAGUGGAACCCAAAGUUACUU
Messenger RNA from Prinia subflava (tawny-flanked prinia), 2755 nucleotides. RefSeq names its product ER degradation enhancing alpha-mannosidase like protein 1 (gene EDEM1). The record is from RefSeq and is a predicted model, not a curated record. The transcript is spliced from 12 exons. Gene Ontology annotation, molecular function: calcium ion binding; mannosyl-oligosaccharide 1,2-alpha-mannosidase activity. Lineage: Eukaryota; Metazoa; Chordata; Aves; Passeriformes; Cisticolidae. Gene Ontology annotation, biological process: mannose trimming involved in glycoprotein ERAD pathway; endoplasmic reticulum mannose trimming; carbohydrate metabolic process. The coding region runs from base 46 to 1866 and encodes 606 amino acids. Gene Ontology annotation, cellular component: membrane; endoplasmic reticulum.